UUGAAAGCCAUGGAUGAUGGUGUUGUUGAUGGACCACGUUCCUCAAGUGUAACCGUUAACGUGACCAUCGUCCGUAACAUUGCACCAGCCUUUGCCUCAAACUUGACCCUUCCACAGAUUAAGGCUGAUGAUCAAAACUUCAGAUACACUGUUGCUGCCACAGAUCCCAACACACAGAAAGAGUUCCAGAUUAGUAACUAUUUACUCAUUGGGGAUUCAGAGGCUAAAAAGUUCUUCACAAUGUCUAACACCGGGAACCAUUACCAUUCUUCAGUCCCUGUUGAGUGACAACAAGUACCAAACCAGUUACACUCUGGAGGUGCAAGUGGAAGAUGGUGGGGGACUGACUGCACGACAGACUGUCAUCAUUCCAGUCGAUCGUAACCUCAAUGUGCCACGCUUCACUGGGCAGCUGAACUUUGUUGUCAAUAUAUCAGAGACUAGCCAACUUCUUGACACCAUAGUCAAUGUCACUGGUACAGAUGGUGACCAGAGCAUAUGGGGUCAGCUAAGUUACCGUAUCAUAGACGAUGGCUCAGGCACAACAAGCUACUUUGAUGUUCGAACCUCAGGAACUAAUGGAGAGGUCUACCUGAAGCGGUCAUUGGCAAAGUCUGGCCGAAACCAAUAUGUGUUUGUGAUUGAGCUACGUGAUCUUGGAAUACCAACAAGUCUGCUUGCUACAGACAGAGUUUACAUCACUGUCAAUGCGAUUCGCAACAACCAGCCCCCACUGUUUUUUGGUGAUGUUUACAAUGUCACCAUCAGUGAAAGAGAAUCAGUGGGAUAUUCGGUGGUGCGAGUGUUUGCUAAUGACAGUGAUCCAUCACCCUUUAACAGUAUCACAUAUUCCAUAUUGCCUGACCGCUACACACUCAGCCACAACUUCUUUGCUGUGGAUAAUAUUAAUGGACAGAUCACUGUCGCUGCAAACCUGCAGUCCACUCCUACUGAUCUUUUCCUGAUUACUGUGCAAGCAGCAGACAGUGGAUCACCUCAGCGUGUUGCAUAUGCUCUUGUGUACUGCUAUGUGCUACGUAAUUUUGAGACCCCUGUCUGGCCUCAGCCAAGCUAUAGUGUCACCAUUCCUGAAAUUCAAGCUAUUGGAACUUCAUUUCUCACAGUUACAGCAAAUGACAGAGAUAGCCAGCCCCCCAACAACAGGGUGACUUGCUAUCUGACAGGUGAUACAGCUGCGCAGACAUACUUUGAUGUGGUAACAGUGAGCAAUAACAAUGGUGUCAAUACCUGUCAAUUGCGAGUACGUGUACCACUUGUGUAUGAUUCCAACAGACCAGCCAGCUAUAAUGUUCGAGUUAAGGCAGUGGAUGGUGGAUAUUCUCAGAGAGAGUCUGUGGAACUGCCUGUGCAAGUUUUUAUUAGCCGCAAUCAGUAUCCACCUGUAUUUGUUGGAGACCCUUAUGAGGUCCUAGUUCACAUGCCAGUCAGUGCAGGACAGGUGCUGACCACAGUCACGGCUAGAGAUGAAGAUACUGUAUAUCCAUUUGGAACCAUCACCUACAGCCUGAUUGCACCUUCAAACACUCCACAGCUAUUUGCAGUAAACUCUACUGGGCAUAUAACUUUGGUAUCUGCUGCCUCCCUUAGCGGCGCACAGGAAGAGUACAUUACUUACGUUCAAGCUGCUGACGGUGGUAUUCCAAGUCUGACAGACAUUGCAUUAGUGAGGGUCAUCGUUGACCGCAACCAGAAUGCACCGACCUUUUCUUCCACCAGCACUGUCAUCCCCAUUACUGAGGACAGCAGUCCUGGCAACAUCAUUGGAAACUGCAUAGCCACAGAUGCUGAUUCAUUCGUAGCAAACUCUUUGCCUGAGAACUACAAGAUCACAUACACAUCCAGCGCCACCUCUAAUGCCCUGGCCUAUUUUGGCGUUGAUCCGACGAACAGCAACAUUUUCAUCAGGAGGGACCUUGUUGGUGAUCAGUCUCCUAGCAAUGGUCAAUACAUUUUGGUGCUAACAGCAGUUGACAGUGCUCAAUAUCCCAGAUCAGCACCAAACUCCUGCACAGUGACAAUCAAUGUUGAGCGAAACCGCUAUCCUCCAGUGUGGCAGAACUUGCCCUAUGACUUCACCGUCACUCGUCAGGCUCUAGCUGGCAGCACUGUGUCUAACAAGAUUCUAGCCACAGAUGCUGACGCUCCUGGACAGUAUGGCCAAGUCCGUUACCGCCUUGUAGAGCAGGGUGUGCCUGGCCUUUUUGCCAUCAAUGAGUCUACAGGUCUUCUGGUGCUAAAUACCAGUAUCAGCACUCAGUCAAAUAACAUCUUCUAUCUGGUGGUGGAAGCCUACAACAUGGGCAACCGACCUCAGAGGAUCUAUGAGCGAAUAAUAGUACGAGUUGAUCAGAACCUGUUUGCUCCCACAAUCGACUUUCCUGGAGUAUCGGUUGGGUACAAGGAUACUGUGGAAAUUUUAGAGACAAGGCCUGUCAACAGUGCCUUUUACAAAGUCAGUGCCAGCGAUGCUGAUGGAAGUGGGCCGUAUGGAACAGUCUACUACUACUUGGUCAGUGGACAACCAGUCAUUGAGAAGUUUUUUCAAGUGAAUGACCAAACUGGAGAUGUGUCUCUUCGCUCCACUGUUGUUGAUGAGCCUGAAUUGUUGUAUCAGGUGUUGAUCUCUGCUCGUGACCGGGAUUCUGUGCCAAAGUCAUCUACAGCCACAGCUACCUUGUCUGUCAGUGUGUAUCGGAACACAUAUGCUCCUCAGUUUCAGAAUGUAGCCUCUUAUGCCACUGUCAUCAACGAGGACAUCAGUGUGCCCUCUGUUGUUACAAGGGUGACAGCAACGGAUGCAGACAAGCCAAACACUUAUGAACAGGUGUCUUUCAAGCUGAUAGGAGACACAUUUUUUAACCUAUUCCGAAUCAACAAUGCUGGAGAGGUGACAUUGUACAACUCGCUCCGUGGCAUAACACAGGACUACUUUCUUCUUCAAGUUCAAGCUUUUGACAAUGGCUCUCCUCCUCUCAUCAAUGAGACAAUUUUUCGCAUCACUGUGAACAGAAACCUUAAAACUCCACAGUGGAAUGAUACAAACUAUGAAGUGAACAUUUCAUCAACUCAGGCAGUUGACAGUGUCCUCCUGAAUCUAAGAGCUUAUGAUUCUGAUACAACGGCACCUUACAAUCAGAUUGAGUUCUUCCCCAUCAAUAGUAGUGACCCAGCCUUCAGUUGGUUCCAGUUCAGUGCCACAGGUGCUCUUUCUGUUCGUGUUCCUCUCUACACUGACAUCAAUAAAACUUCGCGGUUCCAGUGGCGUAUGGGAGUUAGAGAUAAGGGCACCCCACCUCAGGUACAGACUCAGCAAGCAACAGUGACUGUUAAUGUCUUCCAUAAUCAAAGAACCCCUCAGUUCUCCAAUUGUCCCACCACCAUUGCAAUGAAAGAGGAUGUACCAACUGGACAGUCUGUGUAUUUUAUUACAGUUACAGAUCAGGACACACCGCCAUUUAACCAAGUUGACUUACAACUUAUUGGAGAUGGUGGUGCAGUGGGCCUCUUCCAGCUGAGAGAGUCACCUAGCCGACUUGUGCUUACUGGCAGCUUGGCAGCAGAUAGUACUGAACUUUACAGACUGCGUAUAAUGGCGCAAGAUAAAGGAGUACCACCACUGACAUCGACUUGCGUUGUUACUGUGACUGUAGACCACAACUUACAGUCACCAGCCUUCCAAUCUCAGGUCUACAGGGCAGCUGUGUCAGAGUGUGCUCCCUUUGGGCUGUCUGUUCUCUCAGUCCGAGCUACUGAUGGUGACAAAUUUAGUCCCUACAAUCAAGUGACAUUCACUGUGGCAAACCAGUACUUUGCUGUGGAGACUCAAAGUGAUGGUAGUGGUCUGAUUUAUCUGAAGGGAGACUUGCGUACAGACCCACAGAAUCCAAGCGAGUACAGGGUGCUAGUAGUUGCUACUGAUGGUGGCAGAAGAACAGAUAACACCACAGUCACAAUCAGUGUUUCACGCAACAUGGUGAACCCCACAUUUGUUGAUGUCACCAACAGCAACUACAACAUCACCAUUGACAACGAUGUUUCUAUCAGUACUCCUGUGUAUAAUGCACAGGCUACAGACUCAGGCAACUUCUCUAAACUGACAUUUACAUUGCUUGGAGACACAACAGCUUUGCAAAACUUUGUCAUGGACCCAUCUACUGGGGUAAUCUCACCAUCACGCUCUCUGCUGGCGCAAGAAGGCAACUACCUGCUGGAAAUGCAAGUGUGUGAUGAUGGCUGUCCCAACAAAUGUGCCAUCAAACUGUUGACUGUCAACGUCAAUCGCAACCGUUUUUCUCCCGUGUUUGCUUCAAAUUCCUAUGCAGCUGUCAUAUCUGAGGAAGCUUCAUUUGGUACUUCCAUUCUUUCUGUUACGGCCUCUGAUGCUGAUGUUGUGGCUAUCUACAAAAAGGUGUCGUAUGAACUUGUGGCACCUAACAAUCUUUUUGAUCUGAAUUCUGUCACUGGUGCCAUCACUGUCAAAGCUGACCUGACAAAGGCGACUCUCAACACCCAGUCUUUUGAUGUUUCUGCCAUUGAUGGUGGGGGACGACGCAGCACUGUCAAUGCUCAGGUAGUGAUUACCAUCAUCCGCAACAACUACGACCCUGUGUUCUCGGCCAGUAGCUGCAGCGCUAGUCUUGAUCCUGGCACAAACACUGGCACACCAGUUGUGACAGUCUCUGCUUCCGACAGUGACCCUGAUGUUCUUGGGAAUACUAAUGUGCCUAGCUACUUUGGUUCAGCCAGUUUGAGCUACAGUCUGAUAGGAGAUGAUGGCAACCAGAAUAAAUUUGCCAUUGGCAGUAAUGGUCAGAUAACUCUUCAAAUCAGUAUUGCAAAUGACAGUACUGAAACCUACAGGGUUCGUGUUCAAGUUAGAGAUGGUGCCAAGAACUACAGGUCCAACAUCAAGGUAUGCUCCAUCAGUGUGACUCGUAAUCAGAACAGCCCACAAGUCUUGGUGGCAGCACCUAGUACCACCAUACUUGAAAUCGUCAACACUGGCACUAUUGUGCAAAAUAUAAGUUACACAGAUGCUGACACUUCUAGUCCUAACAACCAGGUGACCUUCACACUGACAGGCCAGCCAGAGUGCAUCAGCUAUUUUGGCAUUUUAUCUAAUGGUGGACUGUAUGUUCGGCAAGAUUUGGUACCAGAUACACGCACUCAGUACAUUUGUAAUAUAAUGGCCACUGAUCUUGGAUCUCCAGCAAGGAAUUCUUCAAACACAGGAACUGUUACCAUCAGCGUUGUUCGCAAUCGAGCUCCUUCAUUUGACAGAUCAUCAUACACUGGCCAGAUUAACAGAGAUGCUACUGAUGGUGCUGUCAUUACAUCAUUUAACUGUCACUGAUCCUGACACAAACAUCAAUCCAUUUGAAAGGUGUCUGUGUCAAUCAUUGCUGGAAAUGAAAAGAACUUUUUCACAAUUGGUGCUGAUAGAACUACUGUCCAACUUCAGCAUGCUGCAGAUCUUGCUGCAGACAGUGGCACUUCCUACCCUCUCAUUCUGCAAGUAAAAGAUGAAGGCCGCUCAUCUAAAACAGGCACAGCAGCAGUCAGUGUUAUAGUUGUACGCAAUCUGUACAGCCCAGUCUGCAGCACUGCAAAUCCAGAUAUUGUCAUCAACUUUGACACAUCACCAGGGAAAGACAUUGGGUUUUUCAAUGCCACAGAUCAAGAUCCA
Pomacea canaliculata is the source of this 5707-nucleotide messenger RNA. RefSeq names its product protocadherin Fat 4-like. Gene Ontology annotation, biological process: homophilic cell-cell adhesion. The coding region runs from base 128 to 5374 and encodes 1748 amino acids. The transcript has 35 exons. Gene Ontology annotation, cellular component: membrane. Gene Ontology annotation, molecular function: calcium ion binding. NCBI's taxonomy places the organism in Eukaryota, Metazoa, Mollusca, Gastropoda, Architaenioglossa, Ampullariidae. The record is from RefSeq and is a predicted model, not a curated record.